CUCAAAGAUUUAUUUUCUUCCUAAUCUUGCUGGUGAAAAAGAAGUUACUAGAAAGAAAGGAAGAAAAAAAAAACCUGAUUUGGUGACUGCAAGAAGCAACACGUUGCUGAUUUUAUUCUACGAAUAAUGAUUUAUGAGGAAUCCAAGAUGAAUUUAGAGCAGGAGAGGCCAUUCGUCUGCAGUGCCCCGGGCUGCUCUCAGCGCUUCCCCACAGAGGACCAUCUGAUGAUUCAUAGACACAAGCAUGAAAUGACUUUGAAGUUCCCCUCAAUAAAAACAGACAAUAUGUUAUCAGAUCAGACUCCGACUCCAACGAGAUUCCUGAAGAACUGCGAGGAAGUGGGGCUCUUCAAUGAGCUGGACUGCUCCCUAGAACAUGAGUUCAGGAAGGCUCAGGAGGAGGAGAGCAGCAAGCGGAAUAUCUCGAUGCAUAACACAGUUGGUGGGGCCAUGGCGGGGCCCGGAGCUCACCAGCUUGGCAGCACCCGGAUGCCCAACCAUGACACCAGCGUUGUGAUUCAGCAAGCCAUGCCGUCACCCCAGUCCAGCUCUGUCAUCACACAGGCACCUUCCACCAACCGCCAGAUCGGGCCUGUCCCAGGCUCUCUAUCUUCUCUGCUACAUCUCCACAACAGACAGAGGCAGCCCAUGCCAGCCUCCAUGCCCGGGACCCUGCCCAACCCGACGAUGCCGGGUUCUUCUGCCGUCUUGAUGCCAAUGGAGAGACAGAUGUCAGUGAACUCCAACCUCCUGGGAAUGCAAGGUCCAAAUCUGAGCAACCCCUGUGCUUCUCCCCAGGUCCAGCCAAUGCAUUCAGAAGCCAAAAUGAGGUUGAAGGCCGCGUUGACUCACCACCCUGCUGCCAUGUCCAAUGGGAAUAUGAACACCAUGGGACACAUGAUGGAAAUGAUGGGCUCCCGGCAGGACCAGACGCCACACCAUCACAUGCACUCACACCCGCAUCAGCACCAGACACUGCCAGCCCACCACCCGUACCCACACCAGCACCAGCACCCAGCCCACCACCCUCACCCUCAACCCCAUCACCAGCAGAACCACCCACAUCAUCACUCCCACUCCCACCUUCACGCGCACCCUGCACAUCACCAGACCUCGCCACACCCGCCCCUGCACUCCGGCAACCAAGCACAGGUCUCACCAGCGACGCAACAGAUGCAGCCAACCCAGACAAUACAGCCGCCCCAGCCCACAGGGGGCCGCCGGCGAAGGGUGGUGGACGAGGAUCCUGACGAGAGGCGGAGGAAAUUUCUGGAACGGAACCGGGCAGCUGCCACCCGCUGCAGACAGAAGAGGAAGGUCUGGGUGAUGUCACUGGAAAAGAAAGCAGAAGAACUCACCCAGACAAACAUGCAGCUUCAGAAUGAAGUGUCCAUGUUGAAAAAUGAGGUGGCACAGCUGAAACAGUUGUUGUUAACGCAUAAAGACUGUCCAAUAACAGCCAUGCAGAAAGAAUCACAAGGAUAUCUAAGUCCAGAGAGCAGCCCUCCUGCCAGUCCUGUCCCAGCUUGCUCUCAGCAGCAGGUCAUCCAACACAAUACCAUCACCACUUCCUCCGCUGUGAGCGAGGUGGUGGGGAGCUCCACCCUCAGUCAGCUCACCACUCACAGAACAGACCUGAAUCCCAUCCUUUAAAAUCUGCUGGUGGGUCAGACCUUGCCUCCAAGAAGAGCUGUCGCAUAUCAUGCGUCCUUUCUUUUAAGGGCAUUUUUAGAAUUAACUCAGACCUGGAAGACUCCUCAGCCCUUCAGAGACUGGCUUUCAUUUUUAUAGUUAUUAUGGAAAUGUCGUCUUUUAUACUUAGUUAUAUAAGAAAAAAAGGGAGUUAUGCAAUUAAUUAAUCUAUCAGCUUGGGAAAUGCUUUGGUGCUUUUCUCCAAUUUUCUGGUACCAGUUAACUUGUUUAUAAAUUGAACUCUUUCUGUAUAUAGACACAGUUUCAUUCUUAUCAGUCCAACCCUUUGCUUGAAACAUCGAACCUUGUUAACCCGCAGCUUUUAGCCAAAAUGAGGCAUAACCUAGAUGUCAAGUAAACGGAUGCGAGGUAACUGGGUGGUGAGUCUCAUGACAUUGUAACACACGUCGAGUUUGUGCUGUGAUGUCGCCAGAAUUCCAGCUAAACACAGAGCAUUUUCCAUAAUUUUGUCUCUUCCUACAAAAAAUCAUAAGAUCCACUGAUGUCCAAAUAAAGCCACCAAGCCUCUCACCCCCCUCCACCUCCUCCCCUUGGUCCACUUCCUUGAAUUAUCCUCUGAUUUCCUCCAAUCUUCCUUUCCAUUUCCACUUUUUCCCGGGCUCCCUGUGAACUCUUUAUUUUUACUUUCUGCUGUUUUAUGUUUCCCCCUUUAGAAUUGCACGUAAAAAAGAAAAUAAUGCUUAAAGAGGAAAAAAAAGCAAAUCUCAAAAAUAUGGAUCUAGCCAUUGCUUUCCUUGCCCAUGACCCACAGCUGGAGUUCAUUCACCUCUUGCUUUUUACAAAAUAGUAAGCAAGAGAUGUUUAAUGUGCCUGAUUUAAUGUUUUUAAUAAUCAGAGCAAAUAAAAGGUGGCUUAGCCAUAGGUGAGGCACUGUUGAAUGCCAGCUGUGGAGACACCAGGGAAGGGAGCCUUCUAAGCCUCGAUUGUGAAGGUCCAGAUUAUGAUGCAGGCUAUAACAUCACACCCUCGAAUUACAACUGGUUUAUAUGGCCUGUCUAUAAGGUUGAAAAUCCAUGUGCUGUAUAAUAAUUCAGAAGGGCUCUAUUCACUACACAUAUUGCAUUGUUCAAUCAUCAGCUGCUAAUAGAUUAAGAUUUAUUAUUAUUUUUUCUCUUAAGCCUAUGGAACUGGCUCUGCUGUUCUGGUGAGUGAAAGUAGACGUACCACUGGAGGAACAAAGAGAAAGAGAAAACCUAAUGUUUCCACAGGGGUGCUUUCAGCCCUCCCAGAACAGCCAAAGCCUUUGGCUGCUGAAAGAAUCCCAUAGAUGUGGCUACUCCACUCUUCUGAAUAAUUCUAAUUUAUAUUUCCAAGAACUUUCAUUGACUUGCCUAUUACGGAAAGUAGAUAGUCCCGAACCACAGUUGUGCCUCCUUGAAACAAGCCAUUCUACUGUGUCAAUGUUUUAAUAUCACAUCUCACAAGUAACAGGGACUAAUGUUUCCCUCUAGCAGUCUAGACAGGUGCUGGUGUUUCAUCUCCAUUUGAAUGCUUGACCUAACAUGAGAGAUUGAGUGUGUGUGUGUGU
Molecule: messenger RNA, 3241 nt
Organism: Lontra canadensis (Northern American river otter)
Lineage: Eukaryota; Metazoa; Chordata; Mammalia; Carnivora; Mustelidae
Gene: CREB5
Product: cAMP responsive element binding protein 5
Exons: 11
Coding region: 127-1653 (508 amino acids)
Biological process (GO): regulation of transcription by RNA polymerase II
Molecular function (GO): DNA-binding transcription factor activity, RNA polymerase II-specific; cAMP response element binding
Source: RefSeq, a predicted model, not a curated record